AGGAAGUUGAGAAGACGUGAAACAAUAACACACUCGCUCCUGAACAGGGAAAGCACAAGCGCCAAAGGGUGUUUGCAUAGACUGAGUUGCAGUUAAUUUUACACUGUUUAGGUUUUUCAACUAGAAUUCUGAAAGCAUUGGAAUCUAUUAAUUCAGAUGUAUUGAUUUUUCUGAGGUGAUAACUUUGAUAUAUUGUUUUUCUAUUGUUAUAAGUACUUUUUCAUUGUACUUGCUCUGGUGAUUGGCUGGACAACAUGGACCUCCUCACAGGAAUCCAGGCUGUAGCUGGAGUAGAGACACCAGCAAAGUUCCUGAAAAUGUAGAGGGUCGUGGUUUAUUUUGAAAUCUGAGCAGGUUAUAGGUUCAAUAACAUCAGAACUAUAUGUUUUUAGCUAUUUUUUUUGUUUUCAAGCAGCUGUUCAUUUCUGGAAUGUUGAAUGUCUCUAAUGUCAAAUGGUUUUUCUUUAUAUUUGUAUGAUCUUUGUCAUACGGAAAUACUUCAUGCAGAGAAAGCUACAGAUGUGUCAGUUUUAGGAGGUGCCUGAGCCACCUCUGAAUGGAAUUGUAGGAAGAUGUGAGAUGGAGCUACAUUUUGGGAUUCACUUCUUAAUAUAAAUUCAGUUCUUAAUAUAAAAGUUUUUAGCUGUUUUAUGAGGAGUGGUGCGUUCUGUAGAGGCAGAGCAUCCAUAUAUUUAGACUCUAGCUGUCUCUCAUUACAAGUUAUAAUUGAGGUGAAGUAUUUUACUGAAGAAUUAAAUUCACCCUUGGCUUGAACCUGUUUUCGUCUCAAUGAAAGCCAUUAGUUGCAUGAACUACCCUGUCCUUGCUCAUCAGCGACAGUUUAUUAGUUGCUUCAUCAUCACUGCUGCUUCUUAUUUAUCCUAUUUUUUGCAGUUCAUAGACAAGGUGCUCUAUAUGGGAGUGCUGUGUGCAUAGUGAUGGUGGAAUAGAGGUGGCUUGAGGACAGAAAAUACGGCUUGUGAGGGACACUAUGACAUUUAGUAGAUGGCAGGUAGUGGGAGAGCAAGUGAACCAAGCAAACUUCUGAUCAUGUAGUCUGUAGCUGAUGGUUUGAUUGAGUUGGAGUAUCAGGACAUGGGCUUUUAUCAGCCCUUUAGGUGAAGGCUAUUUAAUUUUUGCUUGUCCCUUAAGAACAGCUUGAUGACUUCAUUCACAACUAUUUGCACUUAUUCAGCAAGUAUUUGUUCUGCCAUACGACACCUCCUGAGAGCGUCCUGCUUUGGGGGUGCCUUCUGUUAUACAUCAUGCUGCGUUGUCCAACAAGGCUCAAAAUCACCGCUGCUGAGAAGUUUAAUGCUCUCAACCCAAAUAUUCUGGACCAAAAAUCUGUUAAUCGUGAUUGCAACUAUUUAAACAUUUGUCAUAACUUCAUGAAGUGAGUAAUUCCAUGUCGUGAUACCUCAGAGAUCAAAGGGGCUCUCCUAGGGGCUGCAUUUAGCAGUGGGGGAACAGAAGUCUCUUGGGAGACAGAAGAAAAAUCAGUAAACUCUGAAGGAGAAGCUGCCGAUCGCUUCGUGACUGACGGGAGUCUGGGAGGUAGAUGCUGAGCAGGUUUUAUUUGUCUUGAGAAUAUUUACAUAGGGCUGAUCCGCUGUUCUUGAAGGAACUUGAUCACAGGCAAGACUUAGUAUUAAAUACAGUGCCUUAUUCUAGCAGUCUCUAACCUAUAAAUGUUUGAAUUCUUCUGUCUUAAUGGGCUUUCUGCAGGUUUUUUUGGUGGAAAUCUGACUAAUAUUCCUCAGAGAGAUUGUAUAACAGAAGCAAGGUUGGAAAGAUAUAAUUCGGCAAGACCUUGUGCUGCGGAAGAUCAGAUGAAUUUUUUCCCUUCUGGUCUUGCAGCAAAGCUUUCAGUACUGUGGUAUCUUCAUAGGAGAAGAGGCCUGAAAGGUUCCAAAAGAUCAUCUUGACCCUUUGCAUCAAAGCAUCAUCACUAUUGCUGGAUGAUUCUUGCGAGAUGAAUUUUUUCCCCUUUAGCUCCUAAUAUAGGCGGCAACGUGACUUCUUAGGCUGGUGCUUCUGUCAAUGGGUGGACAUUUGUGGCCCUGUCAAUGGGUAGAAGUUGCCUUGUUUGUGACAACACGAUAUUUGUAAUUUGUGCUCGGUCUGUCUUUCUCUCUCCCCCAAAUCCUUAUCUACAGCACAGCUGCUCAGCACUUGUUUCUAUAUUUGUGCAGGUGGUUUUCUUCCUCUGAACAAAACUUGACCUUGGGGAAUAGUACAGCAUUUUUUAAUCACUUCUCCAGUUUCAUUAAUUCCUCCCCCAAAAGCUUCCCUGUGCAGGCUCUUUUUUUGUGAGAAUAUGCCUUUUUUGUGGGAGUAGCAGAAAUUAUAGGACUUUUCUUUCCAUAUGGCACUAAUACUGAGACUUCGUUGUCAGGUCUCUCAUUUUUUUGCAAGCUCCUAAGCUGGAAGGGGAAAAGUGACUGUAGUUCAGUUGGCUUUAAAAAUGUCCUUUAUAACUGCUAAUUAUGCAUACUUUUACUUUUUUGCAGUAUUUCUCAUUGCUGGCAAUUCUAUUAGAGUUAAUUAUCGUUAUAGAAGACUUUGUUUUGGCAUGUUUUCUGGGAGAAACGUUAUUUUGUGACUGUUUCCCUGAACAAAUAGUUCUGUUUUUCUCACGGGGCCUUUGCUAAGGGUUUCUCCAAAUGAGGAAAAAAACAGCAAAUAAGCAGAUUUUCAUCUCUUUAGCUGUAUCACCCUACUCCUGGCUAUCUGUAUUUAGACCGCCUUCCUGUUUGUUCCUCCUCCCCUUGAUAUUUUUACAACGCGUUGUCUGAUUUCAGCCACACGUUAGAGGUGGAGCUUUUAAGAUAACAAAAUUCUGCCAGGUUUCGUACAAACAGGUGGGCAGUGUGGAAGGAGAUAAGCACAAGUGACCUGACCAGAAGAAAGGAUCUGGCCACGACAACUGUAAAUUUGGGAAGACGAUUUUUCUCUUUCUGUGUUAACACCCAGAAAGUUCUUAAACAAAAUCCAUACCAGCCUCAGGCUUAAACAAGGGAAGGCAUAAUGCGUUUGUCUUGUCUUGUAGUGCAUUCAGUGACUUUUAUUUUGAGUUCUUGGAGUGUUGCUAAAGGCAAUACAAGGUUAAGCAAGUCAUCAUUUAGUCUUUUGUACUCCUACCCAUCAUAUCUAGCAAAGCAGACUCAGAAAACCAACAGGCAACUGUAUGGAAGGUGAUUUUGCCGUAGGAAGGCUCACUUUGGCAAUAGGAGUUGGUAGCACUUUCAUCUGAAGACCGUACAGUGGUGGCACAAGUGUCUGUGAGUUUGUAUAGCUUUUGGGUAGACACUUGAUGUUACGGGUGGCUUUCUCUCUGGGUGUUGUGAAUCUAUGGGUUCAUAGCCAUCUCCAGCUCUCUGGGUGCAUUUUAAGCAGACCUAAACCAGCCCCGAACAUCUCACCAUGGCUCCCCGGCGAUGCUGGUUUGUGGGCAGAGGCAGCUCUGAUGUUUCUGCUCCAAGAAGGUCUCACAUCUGGGAGAUUCUGGUUAGAAGCCUGAAGAUCUGAUGAUUUAUGUGUAUAUAUAUAUUUUCUACCUUCAUUCCUGUCACCCACCCCACCGCUGAAGAUCAGGACAUUCAGAAAAGGAAUACAUGCCUAUGGGGUUGGAAUAGUGGAUCAAAGAUCUCAUGGAUUUUAGGCCUUGACAAUAAAAUGUGCCUCUAGCCAUCUUAUCCAUGCAAAUAUUUACCCAGGCUUUCUCCUGUUAGAGAAUCGUUUGCUCUUUCACUUCACCUGUUUAUUCAUCCAGGUAGAAAAUUUUCAUGUACCUCCGAGUGUGUGCCGAGUAGAUUUAUAAACGGCCUUAUUGGUGUAUAAUUAUGAAAUCAGCCUUUGAGUCACUUUUGUCUCUUUUUUUAAUUUCCUGCUUUUGCUAGGGGAAUAUGCCACAAGAAGCGUUUGGCAUUUGCUUUGAUUUUCUGGCCACCAUCAGAGACAGGACACUGGGACGGCUCCUCUCCAAUCACAGGUUGGAUACUGGGAUUUUUGGCCAAGUUCAACCCCAAGUUACCAAGGCCUCUAAAUAGCAAACGUAUGCUAUUUUUGAAUAUUGGCAUGAUAUUGUUAUUCUCAGUCUUCUGUGAUUUUACUAUUUUUCCAGUUUAUUAAAAUCAAAGGUCAUAGGAUUGGAGAACUUGUUAAAUUAGUAUUUCAGGACUGGGCUCAAAUUAAUACGACGUGCCAACUUGAAACGUCACGCCUAGCAGAUGCUGUAUAACAUUCCUAUUAGUUACUAAUUGGCUUGAAAGUACUUAAUUAUCUUGUCUUCCUCGAAUAUGGUGAACAGAUAUUUUUUGAACACUUGUAGCUUUUCUUUUGCACCCAUUGCACCCAUUUCACGUGCUCUGUCUCCUAAGGGCCUAGUUACUCAGUUACUUGUACACCCUUUCAGAAAUCCUGCUACCUGUGAACUUUACACUGUGGCCCCUUUUGAACUUUGGAUUUUUAAUAUCUCAUUGUACUUUGUACGUUUUUCCCCUAUUUUCACAUUAAUACCGAACUAAACUUGAGCAUCUGAUACUUCACAGAGUUCCCUGCUUGGACCAUUUUUUUUGUCUAAAUGAGAAGCAGGAAAAUCAUUUCUCUUUCUCAACUUAUUUACCACCGACGCAUGAAAGUAGCUGUGUCCUGGCUAGUGUUAAAAUGUGGAACCGGUUGUAACCUGUUUUCUCAUGCUGUUAUUUGGCUACCAAUGUAAUCUUGUAACGGCCGUCCGUUUUAGGCCACUGAUUGUUUUUUCUUUUUCGGAAUGCGAUAAGGUGGUUAUGUUACAUUAAAUUUAGGACCUUUGUGUUUGAAAGUGUUAACCUGAGCUGUUGAAACAGAUAAAAUGGUGUGUUGGUGUGCCAAAGCAAGUCACAAGAGAAGAAAAUCUUAAAUUGUACGUGCAAGCUCUUUUCCUAUGCUGGAGUCUUCCUGGGAUUUUAUUCCCACCUGUUUUCCCUGCUUGCUUGUUUGUUUUAGUCACUGCAAUUAACCCUUGGAAACCUCUGAAAAUUACUUCCCUUUCUGUUUUGAUUUUGACUUUUCUCACUCUAUAGCCAUUUUCCUUCUUUUUCUUCCACUUCUUGCAUGCGGUGCUGUGCUCCCCCUUCUAGUUCCUGAGUUUAGCCCUUUUUGCUUUAGGCUAAGAGAGUAAAUUACCAGUUCUUGUUUCUGUUUUGAAAGUGCCAGGGACAUCUGGAACCUGUUGUUUUCAUCCCAGGGUGGGGACAAGAACUGGGCUUUGAAUGAUAAUACUUAAUACUUCUGUUCCCUCCACACAAGGUGGUAUCAGUGGUGCUGGCUCACGUGGUAGCACAACAUCUUUGCUUUCUAAACCCAGAUCUGCAUCACUGUUACAUGCAGUCCCAGUUUAUUUUGGGAUGUUCCCCAGUUUCCAUAAGGAAAAGUGGGAUUCUCUCAAGAUGUGCUUCACCAGAGGAAGUUUUGGGACGUGCUCUUUUGGCGUAAUUGCUUCCUACUUGCUAGGAAACUGGGUGGGGAAAAUAUGAAAAUCCUGGCUCUUAAUAAUUGGGAAGCUACAAGUUGUUCAGAAGGACUUUUAGAAACCAAAUUGAUGAAUUCUGUUAAACCAAGAAGGUGUAAUUGCAUAGUUACAGCCUAGAUUUUCCUCCAUACCUUGGCCUUAAUUCCCUUUGCUCCUUCCCUCCUAUUUUAAAGAUGCAAAACUUGUGUUCUUCCCCCGUCCAGGUCCAAUUUAAUCAUAAAUGCCAUUGCGUGCGUUCCCUGGGAUAUCGCCAUCUCUUUAGGUGUCCAAAAUGCUGCCCCGUGCCCUUGCAUCUGGUACCGCAGAAUUAAGCGUAUUCACUGGCAUGGGAUUAAAAAUGGAAUGAAAAUGGCUGGUAGGCUGCGAUACACGGACAUCCUGGCCGCUGUUCCUUACGGACCCGCAAGUGCGAAACUGUGCGUGCUCCGGUUUUUGUUUCUGAACGUCUCUGACGUUGUGAGCUUGCGUGCCCGCUGCUGGCAAUAUUUGAUGCGAGUUGAAUGCGUGAUUUUGUUAGUCCUCCUAUUUUCAUUUUUUUGGUGCUUUUGCAUCACUAAUCAUAUACAAGCCUCCUAUUGUUCUCCCCGCAGCUUCCUCCCAGUACGUGCUUAUAUUGAGUUAUUUUUCAUAGUAGCUCCCAGGGUUUGUCAUCCCGAGAGAAGCCAGAGGGACGACAAACUCCUUUUCUGAUUCACGUAACAGAUGGCUGUCAUUCGAUACGCCGUUGUUACCCAAGCCGCGCGGAGGGGCAGAAACCCGCCGGAGCGACGACCCGAAGGCGUUGGAGGAUGUCUUCCCCGCCGAACGGCAGCGCCGGCGAUGCCAUUUUACCCCGCAGCUUCGCUUUGCUUCGCUCCCCAACAAAUUCCUUCCAGCCUCCCGUCUCUCCGUGCACGGCACGCUGGGCGCUGCGGUGCCCAGAUCCGGAUUGGCCGCCCCCUGCUCCCCUGUGCCGGUGCGCGGCCCCGGCCGGCGCCGCCGAAUCGCCAAACAGCCCCUUUUCCAUCCAUUCAUGAAUCCGUGACGUCAGCACGCUCCUGGGCUUCUUUGCAGCAGGCUGCGGGAUCGGGGGGGUGGAAUUUCCUUUUAUUUUGCAACACUUCCUUUUAUUUUUUUUUGCCUUCCAUCUUUUUAAAACAAGAAAAUGGAGCAUCACAUAGAGAACCUUAAUCCUCAUCUGCUAAGUGGCUUAUCUCCAGUGGAUCAGAAAAUUGAGUAAUGAUUUAUUUGCACAUCUCUUCAUAGGUACUGGGUCCCCGUGUCACAUCUGAAUCAUGUUGUACUAAUUCUCUAAGUACCGACUCCGACCAUCUCCUUGAUGCACACUCACGGCAUCAUGGCCAGCACUCAGGAGCGCCUGAGCUUGUCUUCCUCUCCAAACUCAAUGGGCAAAGCUUUCUGUGAAGAUAAAGACUUUAGUAGGUUACACGAUGAACCUACUGGGAACCACCUGUCCCCCGAGCUCAUAGAGGACGUGCGCGAGAAGGGCUUGCUGCAGACGGACCUCAUGGAGAACGUGAGCAGCCCGGUGACGGCCGCCGUGCUGACCAGCAUCAGCGAGGACUCCAGGGACCAGUUUGAGAACAGCGUGCUGCAGCUGCGGGAGCAGGACGAGUCGGAAACAGCCAUUCCUCAGGGCAACAGGAGCGCUAUGGACGGGGAGAGCAACGGCGGGGCGGAUGACGUUAAAGUCCAGUUCAACCGGUCGGGCAGUGGGAGCGGUGGGUUUCUUGAGGGACUUUUCGGUUGUCUGAGGCCUGUGUGGAACAUCAUAGGCAAGGCUUACUCCACAGACUACAAACUGCAGCAGCAAGAUACGUGGGAGGUGCCGUUCGAGGAGAUCUCGGAGCUGCAGUGGCUGGGCAGCGGCGCGCAGGGAGCCGUGUUCCUGGGCAAGUUCCGCGCCGAGGAGGUGGCCAUCAAGAAAGUGAGGGAUCAGAAUGAAACCGACAUCAAGCACCUGCGGAAGCUCAAGCACCCAAACAUCAUCGCCUUCAAGGGAGUUUGCACGCAAGCCCCGUGCUACUGCAUCAUCAUGGAGUACUGCGCGCACGGGCAGCUCUACGAAGUGCUGCGAGCGGGGCGGAAAGUCACCCCGCGGCUGCUGGUGGACUGGUCCACUGGGAUUGCCAGCGGCAUGAAUUACCUGCACCUUCACAAAAUCAUCCAUCGCGACCUCAAGUCACCAAAUGUUUUAGUUACGCACACAGAUGCAGUAAAAAUUUCGGAUUUUGGUACAUCUAAAGAGCUCAGCGAUAAAAGUACCAAAAUGUCUUUUGCGGGAACUGUGGCUUGGAUGGCCCCGGAGGUGAUACGCAAUGAGCCUGUCUCUGAAAAGGUGGAUAUCUGGUCAUUUGGGGUCGUUUUGUGGGAGUUGCUCACCGGAGAGAUUCCAUACAAAGAUGUGGACUCUUCGGCCAUCAUUUGGGGAGUGGGCAGCAACAGCCUCCACCUUCCCGUCCCUUCUACCUGCCCCGAUGGCUUCAAAAUCCUCAUGAAGCAGACCUGGCAGAGCAAACCCCGGAACCGUCCCUCUUUCCGGCAGACACUGAUGCACCUGGAUAUCGCAUCUGCUGACGUGCUGGCCACUCCUCAGGAAACCUAUUUCAAAUCCCAGGCUGAAUGGAGAGAAGAAGUGAAGAAGCACUUUGAGAAAAUUAAAAGUGAAGGAACUUGUAUCCACCGGCUAGAUGAAGAAUUGAUUCGGCGUCGAAGAGAAGAGCUGAGACAUGCACUGGAUAUCCGCGAACACUAUGAGAGGAAGCUGGAGCGAGCCAACAACUUGUACAUGGAGCUCAGCGCGAUCAUGCUGCAGCUGGAGGUCCGAGAGAAGGAGCUCAUCAAGAGGGAACAAGCAGUGGAAAAGAAAUACCCCGGGACUUACAAACGCCACCCGGUCAGACCAAUAAUCCACCCCAACACAGUGGAGAAGCUGAUGAAGAGGAAAGGGGUCUCCCAUAAACCAGGCAGCCAGACUAAACGGCCAGAUCUGCUCAAGUCAGAGGGCAUACCCAGCACAGAAGCAGCAUCCAACAGCUCCCCAGUCUCAGGAAGUCCCAAAAUGUCGACGCCGAGUGGCAAAACCCGCUACCGCAGCAAGCCCCGCCACCGCCGAGGGAACAGCAAAGGCAGCUACAACGAUUUCGCAGGGAUCUUGAAAAACCAGCCAGCACAGGACGAUGCAUCCCCGCCUCCACCUCCUAAUCAUUCUCAUCACCCCGGUGUACCGCAGCAGCAUCCCCACGGCCAUCACUCGCGGCUCCAUGCCCAUGGACAAGAUAUCGCCAACUGCGCAAACAACUUACGGUACUUUGGCCCCGCAGCCGCGCUGCGGAGCCCCCUCAGUAACCACGCGCAGAGGCGGAUGUCGGGGUCCAGCCCCGAUCUCAUCUCCGCCGCCAUGGAAGCGGAUUGCCGGCGCAGCCUGGAGAGCGAAGAGAGCAAAGCCGAUCGUUGGGAGUGUUGUGAAACAGAUCCGUACAACUCCUGCCUGCAGUGCAGGGAAGAGGACAGUGGUCAGGUACAGAUGUCGUCUGUUGAGACGGGGAUGAGCCAUUCUCAGUCGCCAGCGCCCGCUUCCCUGUAUGAAAACGCGCAGUUCAUUGAGAAGCUGGAGGAGGAGGAAGCGUUUGGCACGGCAGCGGCUGCGCUCGGCUCUCCCCAGCACGGGGCUUCCUCAGUGCUGCCUUGCAAAGCAAGACCCCUUCAAAAGAGCGGUGACGACUCUUCGGAGGAGGAAGAGGGCGAAGUAGACAGUGAAGUGGAGUUUCCUCGUAGGCAAAGACCUCACCGCUGCAUCAGUAGCUGCCAGUCCUACUCAACCUUCAGCUCGGAGAACUUCUCCGUGUCUGAUGGAGAGGAGGGGAACACGAGUGACCAUUCAAACAGCCCAGAUGAGCUGGCGGCCAAGCUGGAAGAUGAGCUGGCUGAGAAGCUGGAGGACAUGCUGUCCCAGACUCCAGAGAUCCCCAUUGAAAUCUCCACCCAGUCUGACGGGCUUUCAGACAAAGAGUGUGCUGUGCGGAGAGUCAAGACUCAGAUGUCUCUGGGCAAGCUUUGUGCGGAUGAACACAGCUGCGAGAACCCAGCACAGUUUGGAGAAUCAGACUGUGACUCUUCUGAAGGGGAGUGUUCUGAUGCCACGGUCAGGACCAAUAAGCCCUGCAGCUCUGCUACUUGGAAGAGAAGAUGCUUCUCCUCCCCACCCCAGGAGUGAUUUGCAAUAACCCGAAUCUCUGGAAAAUGUCCAAAUGAAAUUAAUUCUCUUUGAGCAUUUCAAUCAAGAAUGGCAGGGAUGUAUUUUAUUGAAUAAUCUAGUUACUGUAACAUGGAUAUUUAUUUUUUUGACAUUUUAACACUUUUUACUGUAAAGAGUGGAUUGUAUUUAUAGACACACAGACUUGUUGCAAAAAAACAAAACAAAACAAAAAAAAAGUUCAGAAAGCAAGCACAUAACAGAGAAACAUCCUGGGAGUCCUGCCUGGACAGCUUUGUGUACGAACGCGGGGGAUUCUCUUGCUGCUUUCGCAGGGGACCAGGCCUCAUGGCCCUGAAGAUUGGAGAACAGAUCAAGAACACUAAACCACUCAGUCUUAGCAAACGAGGAAGCAUAAAAAGACCUUGCUACAGGGUAACCUGUGAACAAAGCAUAUUCAGUAGAGCCAGCUGGGUCGUUUUUAAUCAGAAGGUGGACAUGUUCCUGGAGAGAACUGGUACUGAGGUGCUAACAUCCAGGGUCUUCUGAGUCGAUACAUCCCCAGGAAUGUAAUAGUGGGUUUUAUUUUAAGGAUUUUUAGUUUCUUUUUUUUUAAUCAGCAUUUUGUUGUGAGAUCCUGCAAAUUUAUUCUAACCUCGUCCUCUCGAGAAUUGGUAUAAGAGCACUUGUUAACAUCAUCCUUGCUUCACUCGAUCUCCAGUUGACCAGGGAAACCUCUUCCAGACGCAGUGUGCCAUUUCCCAGGUUACUUCCUCCUCUUACCUCCUGCUUCAGUCAGUCAAAGAAAUCAAUCAAGUCAGCGUUGGAAAAGCAAGAACUUGAAUGUUCUGCAGAGCCCGAGCGCUCUUCUGGGGAGGAACCUGGAGAUGCCUGUACUGGAUGUGGAGCAGCAGUCUCUCACCUACCACAGCACCGAAAACCAGCAGAGAGCUGUGUGGUGAGGGGGAAGACUGGGAAUCACUGGCCCGGAUAAGAGCAUCAGCGCCACUCCGUCUCCUUAUUCCCUGUGCGUUCUCGAAGGCGUUAGCAGCUGCCUGCCCUUCACGUCAGGCUUUGUGCAAAGCAGGUGGGUGGCCACGGCACAGCCGUGUCUUGGGUGGACCCCAAACCCGCUGCUCCUCCUUCGAGCCGAAACUCUGCAGGUGAAAGCGAGGACAGGACUGGUACGUGACAGGCCGAGGCAUUGGCAGAUGAGAAAAAGUUGUUUUCUGAUAGAACUCAUAGUGCCUUCCCUUCAAACACUACUCUUCUAAAUCAAUAUUUAAAGAGAACAAAACUAUAGAGCACGUUUCCCCCAGCCCCACCCCUUAGUUGCGUCCCCCUGCGAGAGCUUUCCCUGUCCCUUCCCGGUGUGGAAGAUGAACGGCAGGAAUGGACCAUGGACAGGUACUUCUGUUGCUUCUUUUGUUUACAUUUUAUGUUAAAAUAUUGCUUUGAAUUUAACUGUGGUAAUUUAUAGCCUCACGGCAAAAUGAAGGAAGAUGUCUUAUACAGAGAGCAGUAUUGUAAUGAAUUAAAUUAUCCCAUAUUUUUAAAUUUUUGUAGCUGGACUACACACAGAUCUUAAGUUAUGAUGUUGUUUUAUUAUUUAUUAUCAUUUCUGUAGAUCAGAAGGUUGGCUUCACCGCUAGCACAGCUGUAAUCUGUUUGUGUGACAUUCCCAUCUCCCUGCUCGCUGCGGGGUGGGAGCAGAGCUGGGCUCAGCCGCUGUCGGGAGUCGCUGCCUCUCGUGAUUUCCAAGUUGCACCAGGGCAGAGAACCUGUCAGGGCUGGUCCAAGAGGGGUGGGUGCUCUCAGCCCCUGGGAUGUUCCUUGUGGUCCAUGUUGCUAGUGUUGCCGGUAGACCUGGCAGCCCCCAAGCUGGUGGGGAAUGGUGAUCAGGGAGUGAGUGGCUUUGGAAUUGGUCACAAAGUGAAUAAGCCUUACAAGAUCCGCAGGCAAGAGCAUCCAAAAGGACAAGUGGAGAGGAGGGUGGGUGUUCCAGGCAGCGGGUAUGAGAUUGGGGUGGCCAGCAGUGGGUCUGGGUGGUGGGUCACCCAUGCAGGACCAAACAGGCUCCUGGUGAAGGAGCAGCAACGUUCAGCUUUGGGCCGAGGUAGAUGGGAGUGAAGCUCUUUCCUGGCUUGUUUCUUGUUCCCUCGUUCUUCCCCUCUCUCAUUUCUCCUCCCAGAUGUUCUCUGUCUCUUGGCCAGGUGACAGGGUCAGAGGUGGCUUUGCUGUUGUGGUGCAAUGGGGCUUUGGGGUGGAAGAGGUGGUGCAUGUGGUUCCUCAAGAGGCUGGAGGCAUUUAGCAGUAAGCUGUGUGCACCUAGCACACACAAAGAGGAAAACCAAACUAUUGCAUAAAGAGAGGCUGAGAACUACCGUCAAACGUCCCCCACAGCAGAGGAUGCUCAGGCCUGUCAGUCUCCGUGCAGGGAUUUCAAUCUGCCAUGAUUCAGUCCCUAACAAAAAGAUCCCAGAGGGGUUUUGGUAGCUGUGGUUUCUGCAUAGAGCUCCUCCACCAUGUGGUGAAGCUCCUCUGGGCUUGCAGAGAAGCUUAGAAGCUUUGAUGUGAGGGAUUUUGGGACCCAUGAGCUGAUUCCUCCCCGUCCUUGCCCAGGGACACGCUGGCCCGUUCUGGAAAAGCAGACCCGAACUCUCCCAGUUCCCUGCUGUCUAGUUUCUUUACAUGCCCAGGUCACUGCACUGUGUUGCUCCUCCGAACCACUGCCUGCUCUGCAGCAUCCCUCUGGGGCUGCCCCCCUUGUCUAAAUGCAUCCCCCGUACCCAUGGAGAUGUAAUCCAGCCUCCCCCUGCACACGUCUCCUUCCUGGGAUGGUUGCCGUCAGUUCCGCAGGGGGUUAGAUGGGCAUUUUCCUUAGUGAAACCUCCCCAGAACUGCAGACGUGAUCUCCACAUUGCUGCCCCGGCACCUCUGCUGCGGUUCGUGGGGCUGAGAGGUGUAAAUUCCUCCUGGCAGUAACACCACGUUCGCAGGACAGCAGUAAACCGCGGUUCCCUUUGCAGCAUCCCGAGUACCCCGGUGCAGUUCUCGCGGCUGCUGCCAGCUCCUGAACACUAGAUUUUCUCCCAGAGCUGAAUGUUGCCUUCCCCACCGUCGUGUUAAGUAACCAUUUCAUCUUGGGCCCUGUCCAGUAGUGUUCAUCUCUCUCCUCCCUGCUCUGUGGACUCCUGAUACAAACUUGAUUUUUUUUGUAUUGAACAGUGUACAGUGAUGGAAACAAGAAUGACUAUCAAAGCAAACAAUGCAUGGAAUAAAAAGCCAGUGUACUUUAA
Molecule: messenger RNA, 13009 nt
Organism: Columba livia (rock pigeon)
Lineage: Eukaryota; Metazoa; Chordata; Aves; Columbiformes; Columbidae
Gene: MAP3K13
Product: mitogen-activated protein kinase kinase kinase 13
Exons: 16
Coding region: 6834-9731 (965 amino acids)
Biological process (GO): protein autophosphorylation; signal transduction
Cellular component (GO): cytoplasm
Molecular function (GO): MAP kinase kinase kinase activity; ATP binding
Source: RefSeq, a predicted model, not a curated record